Amblyraja radiata (thorny skate) is the source of this 2341-nucleotide messenger RNA. RefSeq names its product ecdysoneless homolog (Drosophila) (gene ecd). Gene Ontology annotation, cellular component: nucleus. The record is from RefSeq and is a predicted model, not a curated record. The coding region runs from base 64 to 2013 and encodes 649 amino acids. The transcript is spliced from 13 exons. Lineage: Eukaryota; Metazoa; Chordata; Chondrichthyes; Rajiformes; Rajidae.
UUUGAGGGUUGGAACGAACCGAGCGGAGGUGUUUUAGUGACGGACAUCAGGCGGCGCUGGCCUAUGAUGGAAGGGCUGGUGGAGGGGAUGCGGGAGCGGGUGCUGCAGGACACGGUGCGUUACCGGCUCUACCUCAGCGACCACCUUUCGCUCUCCGACCCCCGCACCUGCAGGGACAGAUGGGAGCGGCAGCGGGAGGCGAUCAUGGGCCGCUUGGCCCUGCUGUCCGCCGGGUACAUCUGGCACAACGAGGCCUUCAGCCUGAACUACACGGCGGCCCGGGGAGACAUUCCUUCCCAUAUCGGUGGUAUGACAAACUUUGGUGAUAAUGUGGAUGAUGAGUGGCUGAUUGUGUACCUUAUUCAACAGAUCACCAAAGAGUUCCCAGACUUGGUGGCAAGCAUAGAGGAUGAAGAUGGGGACUUCCUGCUGAUAGAGGCUGCCAAGGAUCUGCCCAAAUGGUUAAACCCUGACACCAGUGUAAACCGUGUAUUUUUCUAUCAUGGGGAGUUGCACAUCAUACCACUCCCUCAGAACACAGGGGAACUAUCGUGGUUACCGGCUGGCCAUCCGACCAUCCCUGAAGUCCUCGGCCUGCUUCCCACCCAUUCAGAAAAGUGCCUGGCAACAGAGCCCAUUCGCAAAGUUAUAAACAGACGUAUUCAAAGUUAUCCAGAAAAGAUUUGCAAUGAUCAGCACAGAGCUUACUGCUACGUUCCAGCAGGUAUAGCUGCAGUGUUAAAGCAUCGCCCAGACCUGUUGGCGCCUGCCAUCCAGGCCUUCUAUCUACGCGAUCCAAUCGACCUAAGAGCUUGCCGUUUCUUUAAGUUCUUUCUUCCUGAGACAUGUGUGAUGGCUCUGGUGACAUUUUCGAAAUGUCUGUAUGCCCAGUUACAACAGCAGCCGUUCUUGCCAGAUAGACGGAGCGGUUACAAGCUGCCUGCACAAUCUGACCAGAACUUCAAAGCACACGCACUGGGCAUGAAACUGGCCCACGGUUUUGAGAUCCUAUGUGCCAAAUGUUCCCGGACUGCCUCUAAUAUUAAAGCUGGAAAUGCUGUCGCCAGUGACCCCCAGUGGGAAGGGUUUCUGAACAGCCUAAAGAAAAAUGCCUAUUUCAGGGGGGAGCUGGAAGGUUCAGCACGAUACAGAGAAUUGCUCCAAAUGGCAGAGAUUUACUUCCAACAGUCGGUGGCCAGACCUAAAAGUUCAUCGACAUUGAGCCGAGGAGAGCAGGUUAUGCAGCUUCUGCAAGCUCAGUCCUGCAGUGUGGAAGAACUACAGAAAGAAGGGGAGAACCUCCCUCCAGAGGAUGAUGACAGUUGGUUGAAUAUUUCACUGGAAGAGCUGGAUCAGAUGCUGGAGGAGGCCUCUGGAACAAAACUGCUAAAUGCUGCCAGGCAGGAAGAAGAGGAUGAGGAGGAGGAGGAGGAGGAUGGUUAUGAUCUGCAGGACAUCACCAAGUGUAUGAAGGCAUUUGUAUCAAAGGUUUCAUCGUAUGAAGGAGCAGAGGUGCCACGGUCUUCAGCUAGCAGUGAAGUUCAAUUUGAUGUGAACUCCUUCACCAAUGCUCUGGAAAAGAUUCUAGGGGUGGAAUCAGAAGAACUUGAUUCUGAUGAUCUUGAAGAUGAGGACAGUGAUUUGUUGGACAGUGAUGAAGACUCUGACAGAAAAGAGGGAAAUCCAGAGGAAUGUGCAUCAGCGACAAACACAUUGGGGAAUAUCCGAGACUACAUGGACCAGAUGGAUCGGGAGCUGGCAGGCACCCACAUUGGCAAAAGUUUUACCAAAGUCUCUGGCGAGGUCGACCUGAUCAACCAUGAAUUAUCCAAGACAGAGGCCGGAGCUGAGUCCAAAGAGAAUUUGAAGAUAUUGCCCGUGGAUGUGGAUUUGAAUCUAGUGGAGAACCUACUGGAGUCUUACAGCUCUCAAGCUGGGCUUCCUGGACCUACAUCUAAUAUCUUACAGAGCAUGGGGCUACGACUGCCAGAUAACAAGGACAACGCCACAUAAAAGAACAGAGUCACAUAAUGGCUCUGUCAGGUGCACACCUCCCGCAACAGAUUUUUAUCAUCUAUUCUGUUACUUUUGCGUCACCUUCCAAACUCUACGUGUGUUCCACGCUACAGUUAAACCAGGGCUGCUAGUCCAUCAUUAGAGACAAGGAUCCAUUAAAUCUGACUGGUGCAGCUGUCUGCUUUAAUUUGCCAUGAAUUGAAAACAAAGUACAGCAAUCAGAGAGUGUUCACUUUUUUGUAUUUUAAUACUUUCCUCAAAAUAUUACAGAAAAUAUUUUUGUAACUGUAAAUAAAUGAAAACUUAAGCAACAAUUUCCAAAUAA